AGUGUUACGAUAACAGUGUAAAGGUUUGACAUUCGAGCUAUUAUAUUGGUCAAAUCAGACGAUUCUAGCAGAAGGACCAGAAUGACGACUUAUGCGUUAUGUGUUAUGCUGGUAUCGGUGAUGAUAUGCACAUCCGGGCAACUAGUAUCAGGCAACUCUGUUUGCCCAACGCAAGACCCAAACAUCGCAUGGGGCUGCGCCUAUCAGCCUCAUUGUUUCAGUGACAGCGGAUGCGGAAGUGGAUACAAGUGCUGCCACCACAUCUGUGGCGACUAUUGCUAUGACAUGUCCACGGCGGUUGCCGCUACACAUUCGCCAGGGACAGGUGGCGAUUGUCACUCAUUAAGCUGCCUGUUUGGAGACUUAAUUGGACGGAAGAAGUGAGAGAUACAGAGCGCCUCAGUUCAAUAUUACCAAACUAAAUCAUGAAUUUUGGAAUUCAAAGACUCUGAAUUCUCGGAAUAUUUACGAAUAGCUAUACAUAUAUGUGUACAAUUUAAACAUUCAGCAAUAAACAUUGUAAUAUG
Pecten maximus is the source of this 527-nucleotide messenger RNA. RefSeq lists its product as uncharacterized. The transcript is spliced from 4 exons. Gene Ontology annotation, molecular function: peptidase inhibitor activity. Gene Ontology annotation, cellular component: extracellular region. Lineage: Eukaryota; Metazoa; Mollusca; Bivalvia; Pectinida; Pectinidae. The coding region runs from base 82 to 384 and encodes 100 amino acids. The record is from RefSeq and is a predicted model, not a curated record.